UUCACGCUCACUUAUAUCUGUCACUUGACAGUGGCUGCAAUUACGUAAUGGCUGAUAGUUUGUCAGUGUCACUAAAAUCUCUUUAAAAUCUCCCUAACUUGUUAUACAAUGGCUGUACCGGUUCGGAUUUUAUCUCGUUGCAAAGAUGGCUUAAAGUUUGGCAACAUUAGAUAUUCAAGCAGCACACCUUAUGCUCAGACACGAAAAAACUUGGUUUUAACAAGUGAUACCAAAGUUAUUGUGCAAGGAUUCACUGGAAAACAGGGAACUUUUCAUAGCCAGCAGGCUCUUGACUAUGGAACCAAAAUUGUGGGUGGGGUAUCACCCAAAAAAGCUGGCACAGAGCAUCUUGGAAAGCCAGUAUUUGGUACAGUAAAAGAAGCCAAGGAAAAGACAGGGGCAGAGGCCUCUGUAAUCUAUGUUCCACCUCCAGGAGCAGCUGCGGCUAUUUUAGAGGCCAUUGAAGCUGAGAUACCACUUAUUGUGUGCAUCACUGAAGGAGUUCCUCAGCAUGACAUGGUCCGUGUAAAACAUGCACUGCUACGUCAGAACAAGUCACGGCUUGUUGGACCAAACUGCCCUGGUAUUAUUGCUCCAGAGAAGUGUAAAAUUGGUAUCAUGCCAGCCGCUGUUCAUAAAAAAGGUUGCAUUGGAGUAGUAUCUCGGUCUGGUACCUUGACCUAUGAAGCUUGUCAUCAAACUACUGAGGCUGGCUUGGGACAAACUCUCUGCGUUGGUAUUGGAGGAGAUCCGUUCAACGGCACCGACUUUAUCGAUUGCUUGGAAGUGUUCCUGAAGGAUCCCGAUACGAAGGGCAUUAUCCUCAUCGGUGAAAUCGGAGGCAAUGCUGAGGAAUUGGCAUCCGAUUACUUGAUUCAGAACAACACUGGACAAAAGGCGAAACCCGUUGUGUCAUUCAUCGCUGGUCUUACGGCACCACCUGGAAGGCGUAUGGGUCACGCUGGAGCAAUCAUCUCUGGCGGAAAAGGUGGUGCUAUGGACAAAAUCAAAGCUUUGGAAAAAGCAAACGUCAUUGUCACUCGUUCUCCCGCCAAAAUGGGUGUCGAACUUCUCAAAGAGAUGAAACGAUUAGAAAUUGUAUAAGUUAAAAAGCGCUAUUAAUCAACUGGUCCAUUUACUUUGUAUAGACUUUGAGUAAUUAUACUGAAAUUAUUUAUUUGU
Molecule: messenger RNA, 1182 nt
Organism: Nymphalis io (European peacock)
Lineage: Eukaryota; Metazoa; Arthropoda; Insecta; Lepidoptera; Nymphalidae
Product: succinate--CoA ligase [ADP/GDP-forming] subunit alpha, mitochondrial-like
Exons: 5
Coding region: 109-1104 (331 amino acids)
Biological process (GO): tricarboxylic acid cycle
Cellular component (GO): mitochondrion; succinate-CoA ligase complex (ADP-forming)
Molecular function (GO): succinate-CoA ligase (GDP-forming) activity; succinate-CoA ligase (ADP-forming) activity
Source: RefSeq, a predicted model, not a curated record